AAAAUGAAAGAUGGGCCAAGAUAGAGCCGAAGUGUGCAGUGCGCGAAGGCGUGUGGCUAGGAAGAAGGGAAAGCACGUGUGUGAAGUAAACAAACCACCAGCUUCCUCCUGCUGCAGGCGGCUACAGGAUGAAGACCCUCAUCCCUAGCAUUGAAGAUGCGCCAGACUCGGAUGACUCUGGGGAUGAAAUUCCUCCCGGCGGAGUGUUUGGCCUUGCAGGUGUGGAGGAGGAGGAGGAAGGGGAUGGGGAGGGAGAGGGGGAGGGGGAGGGGGAUGCAGACAGGGACGGUGGCAGCAGCAGUGACUUUCCAGAUGAGCACAAUGGCAACGAGGCGCUGGAUGGAGAUGCAUAUGGUGAAGAUUAUGAGAGUGACAGCAACAGUGACAGUGACAGUGUCUACAGCAGCCCCAGCAGCAGCAGCAACUCAGAUGAGGAGGAGAACGUGAAGCUGACUGAGCUGUUUGGAUUAACCGACAAUCCUGAGGCGAACCGUGAGCGGCCACCAGAUCUCAAGAUGGACUCGAUGAUCAUGGAUGUGUGCUUCCACCCAGAGGCAGAUCUCUUCUCCCUCGCUUCCAUCGAUGGUGAGGUGGUCAUUUAUCGGUACAACAAGGAGGUGACAGAGGAAAUGACCCGCUUCUCCCACCACAAAAUGUCGUGCCGUGCUGUCUGCUACAAUGAGAACGGCUCCCUGCUGUACACCACCAGCAAGGACAAGUCACUGGCCGUGCUGGACAUGGGUUCCUCAGCUGUGAAGCAACACAUAUGGGAGGCACACGAAGCGCCCAUAUCCAGCUUCUUCCUUGUGGAUGAGAACAUGUGUGCCACAGGGGAUGACGAGGGCACGGUGAAGCUCUGGGACAUGAGAAAGAGGAAGGCAGUGUUCAAGUUUAAGUGUGGAGAGGAGGCAGUCAUGUCACUCAUUGGGGAUGAGUCGCAUAAGAUGUUAGUGGCGGCAGUUGGCGAUGGCUCUCUCAACACCUUCGACAUGAGGAAGAGAGCCCUCGAGGUGCAGUCAGAGAUGUACAAGAGUGAGAUGACCUCCCUGGCACUGGUCCGCAAUGGAAGCAGACUGGUGGCCGGCACUGGGGAGGGCACCAUGUACAUCUUCAAGUGGGGCGAGUUUGCACACCACAUUGACCAGUUCCCCGGACACAAGGGAAUGAUCAACUGUAUUGUUCCCCUCACUGACAACUUGCUUGUGACUGGCUGUGAGGACACCAACAUCAGAGCGGUGCAGAUGUACCCACACCGAUUUGUUGGCGUGGUGGGUGAGCAUGAUGACUUUGGGGUGGACAACCUCUCCGUAUCACAUGAUGGCACGUUGCUGGCAAGCUGCGCCUCAGAGGAGGUGGUGCACUUCUGGAAUAUUGAGUACCUCUAUGACCUGGACAACGAGGAGAGUAAGAAGGGCAGCAAGAAGCGCAAGAGGAACUACAACCUCCCCUCAUCCAAGCGGCGAAACCGUUGUGACUUCUUCAGUGACAUUCCUGAGGUGGCAGACUCUGAUGAUGAGGGGGGUCCCGUGGCCGGCCCAUCCCACACCUCAGACUAAGAGAACCAGACCAACUGUGACCGGCCAAGGGAAUAGAGUGACAGAUGGAUACUGGUUAGUGAGAUGGUACAGAGUGGCCUCCAAAUCUGGUGGUGUGUGUCUUGGCCGGUGCAGUUAUUGCCUGAUGGAAUAGUUAAUGGGGUGAUUGGGAAGUGAAGUUGUUGGUUACUUAGCCUGUGGAAUAACAGCUCAGUGGAAUAAUGGGCAAGAACUGAUUGGCAGAUCCAGAUUUGUGAUGACUUGGGUGGAAUGAUUGCCCACCCAGUAGAAUGAACACAUAGGUUACUCAGAGAUGUCCAGCAAAGUGAGCCACUAGACUGAAAGGGAAGUUUUUUACUCCACCACAUUCUUCAUCAGUUAUGUACUUGAAUUUUUUGUUCAAGUAACCCAUGAGCACAUUUUUUAACUGUACAUACAGAAAAUAUGUACUCAUUUGAAACUUACGUUGUCGGUGACCAUCGUGCAUCCAUACAUCAGUAGGCAGAUCCACAUGGAUAUUAUUUAGUUUAAGCUUCAAGUCUCCUCUGAUCCUUGAUUACAUUAUACACAAGCUGUUCUCAUCAUUAGACAUUCAUGGGUAGGGUUGCCACCUCAAUUUAAAAAGAAUACAGAAUGCAGUAAAGUUGGAGCAGUGACGGCAAGUGAAGAGACCUACCUACCUAUCAGCAGGGCUUGAAGUUAAGUUCUUCCAUAAGUACCCAGUAUUUGGAGUAAUUUAAGGUUACCUGGACUAAAUGCAAGGAUAUACUCGUAUUUCAGAACAUAAUUAUCAUUUGAGUUCUCAGUAAUAUAUUACUGAAGCCAUGAAUAAUCAGUUUCUAAUUCAUGUCGAUAUUUCUGAAGGCUCUUGUGCUUCUUCACCUUUGGAGGGGGAAGAGGGUGGAGAGAACCUGAAGAAAUAGCCAUUGCUCAGCAUUACCUAGCAGAGCUGAGACCUGGCAAUGCAGCAGCACUUUCCACCUCUACUUAGACAGGCUGACAGCCAUUGACGGUGGAGGUGGAAGGAGAGACGACACAACACGUACCGAUCACUUAUCACACGACAACCCCAAACAAACUCAUAUUUUUUUGUGAUCUGUUUAUAUGUUUGACUCAAUAUUUGGUCAUGAUGAUUUUGAAUUAAUGAUUUCAUUUGCUCAUUCAUUCAUACAACCAAAUAUGGAAAAAAUGGCAUUCCUUAUUGGCUCAAAAUGGAACACAACAUUUCACUCUUCAAUACGGAAUGAUUCUGUAUUUUAAGGGACAGGGUCACCUUAUUCAUGGGCCUCACUUGCUGUCCAAGACAAGUAUGCAUACAAAUACAUACUGUGUGUCCUGGCAUAGUGUGUGGUGUGAUCAGUCACUGAGCACCUUUCCCUACCCCUCACCAUGCCCUGUGCCUCUGUGAUGUGCGCUGCAAGUCCUGCCUUUUGGUGAGCUUAUGGUGCUACUGAGAAAACUCUUACCUGGUAUAAGCCUGAGUGAUGAAAAUGCAAAACUGUGUGUGUCAGUUUUUUUUACCUGAGGAUUAGCACUUUUUAAUGCUGUUAGAAUAGUUCACCAGUUUUCAAUUCUUUUCAUGCAUUCCUUAUACCAGAUUAGAGUUUUCCCAUUGGUACAUUAGUCCGCUGCUGAGGGUACCUGGCUGAGGCCUUGCUGGUGCUGUACUGGGAAAGAACACUGAAGAUUUACCUGUUAUGAUACCAAAGAAAAAAAAUGUAUGGAAAAAUUGGCUGAGAAGAAUAACUUUGGAUCUAAGAAAAUUAAGUAUUGUGAUUGAUUUGCAUUAGAUAAUCAGUGAGUGAGCCAACUAUAUAAUUAUGUACUUACUAUAUACCUUCAGUGUUGGAGUAUGGCAUCACAGCUGAAGAAACGGUCACUCUAUUAAUGAAGGAGGAACACAGUGAAGUAGGACAGUGUAAGAAUACACAAGAGGAAGGGGAAGGAGGAGAGUGAGAGGAUUAGAAAAUGUGAGAAAAGAAUAUGUGGGCAGAAAUAGAUAGAGUUCAGUAAUGACCAAUCCCUGGAUGGAGGUCUUAGGACAGGCAUUAGGCAUAGGUAGGUAGGUGGUAGAAUGACAUGAAUGAUAUUUAUGAAUGGGACUGAUGCAAAUGAAUGGCAUGGUGUUUUUCAUCCUGCCUUUCUUUUCCAGUUAAUUUUCUAUUUUAGUUCACUGAAUUAUAGCUGUUUUUAUUAUUUAUUCAGUUCCAGUGUUUCAUCACUUUGUAUACAUACUGAUUGUUGUAGUUAUAAUUUUGUACGUAUAGUGUCUUUUUUUAAGUUUGUGUGGUUUACAUUGCAGUGCACUAUGCCAGUCAGCUGAGAAAAGUCUAAUCUCCCUUAUUUGUACAUCAUUCACUAGCUGCCAGAGGAGCUUGUAUAUAAAUGCUGUUCAUCAUCACCCAAAAAUCACUCAUUGUAUUGUUUUAUUAUUCUAAAUUCAUGUAUAUAACUUGUUUAGUAAAAAUUUACUUCCAUAAAGAGAUACUGUAGCAUUGUCAAAUAAACUGAUGGAAUGAGAACACAA
Molecule: messenger RNA, 4062 nt
Organism: Scylla paramamosain (green mud crab)
Lineage: Eukaryota; Metazoa; Arthropoda; Malacostraca; Decapoda; Portunidae
Product: WD repeat-containing protein 55-like
Exons: 8
Coding region: 129-1556 (475 amino acids)
Molecular function (GO): protein binding
Source: RefSeq, a predicted model, not a curated record